AUGUCUCUCAUUGAGGAAUUUCACCUGAUGAAUCUUGAUCAGCGAUUAUUAUCUGCGAUCUCCGACUUGAAGUGGAAAAAGCCAACUGAUAUACAACAGGCUGUUAUUCCGCUUGUACUUGAAAAGAAAAGCCUGAGUGUUCAAGCCCGUACUGGAUCGGGAAAGACGGGUGCAUUCUCCAUUCCUAUAAUUCACUCCAUACUUGAAAUGAAAACGUUCCAAGUUGAACAGAAUACUUCAGCGUUAAUUUUAUCUCCAACCAAGGAACUCUGCAAUCAAAUAGCAAGAGACUUAAGAUCUUUGUGUAAAUAUGCGUCAAAAACUGUUAGCGUCCUCGACGUUGCACAGUCUGUCGACAUGGAUGUGCUAAGGCCUCUUCUGGCUGAAAAUCCGGAUAUAGUCGUUGGUACACCAUAUAGGAUUUUAGCACAGCUCCACAGAAAACGCCUUAAUCUCAAAAAUCUAACUCAUCUUGUGGUCGAUGAGGCUGAUUUAAUUUUUACCUUUGGGUACGAGAAAGAUAUGCAGGAACUAAAAAAUUUUCUUCCAAAAAAGCCAAUUCAGGUUAUCCUGAUGUCAGCUACGCUUGAUGAAACAACAAAUUCACUACGUCGUUCUCUCAAAAGUGGCGAAUGGGUUCGUGUAGAAUUGCCUGAAGAGAACUUUUUGCCUUCCGAGUCCCAGCUCACACAAUAUAUAAUCAGUGCCGAAGAAUCGUCCAAAUACGCCAUACUUAUUUCCAUGAUUCAACUUAAGCUAAUUCGUGGUCGUACUCUUAUCUUUGCAAAUUCAAUUGACAGAUGUUACAAGUUAAAACUAUUUCUUGAGGAAUUCGGGGUCAAAUCUGUGGUUCUGAAUUCAGAAUUGCCUGUAGCAACAAGAUGUCAUACGGUUCAACAAUUCAACAAGGGUCUCUACGACUACUUACUAGCAACUGAUGAAAACGAGAGUGGGACAGUUCCAGAUCCACCGAAGAAUUCUAAGUUCGCCCGACCCAAAAAGGAUGCCGAGUAUGGUGUCUCACGUGGCAUCGAUUUCAAACUUGUUAGCAAUGUCCUCAAUUUCGACUUCCCGCUAACGGCGAAGCGGUACGUGCACCGUGUUGGUCGAACGGCACGAGCCGAUCAAAUGGGCACAGCCCUCUCCUUCGUCAACAGUUCCGAAGAGUCUCGUCUAUCAGAGGUGGCAAAUCUCCUGUGCCAGAAAGAUCCCUCCACUUCACAAGUCAGUCAGAAGGACAACUCAGCUGUCGAAUCCAUCUUCCGACCAUAUCAGUUCCGAUUGUCUGAAGUCGAUGGGUUUAGAUAUCGUGCGGCGGAUGUAAUUGGCAAAAUCACUCGCAAGCGGAUUCGUGAGGCACGAUUAAAGGAGAUCAAGGUGGAGUUGCUGAAUUCGGCGCGUUUAAAGGGCUACUUCGAAGAUCAUUCUGCUGAUCUCGUUGCUCUACGUCACGACAAACCCCUUUCUACAACGCCUCAGGCACAUCUCAAGGAUGUUCCUGGGUACAUGGUUCCACCAUCCCUGCAAGCCCUGAUGCAGAGAUCGAACCAGCGUGUCAGGGACCGCCAACGCUACAGGCUAUCCAAUCGGGCCAAGGAAAAGCAACAGUUUCGACGCAAGGAGGCAUCUACUUCUCGUGAAACCGAAAAACCAAUUAAACUGAGUCGACUGAGGAGCCACAAGACGAAGAUGGCUAUAGCCAGGAACCCCGACAAGGUGGCCCAGAUCAAACGCCAACUGGCACGUAGGAAAAAGGCUGCCAAUCCGCUGUUUUCUUUCGGAAAAACAAAAGGUAAAGGCAAAAAAUCAAAAUGA
Mesocestoides corti is the source of this 1815-nucleotide messenger RNA. Lineage: Eukaryota; Metazoa; Platyhelminthes; Cestoda; Cyclophyllidea; Mesocestoididae. The record is from the annotation of a GenBank genome assembly.